AUGGAAGAGGCGCUUCAACUCAUUAUAAUAAGCAAGUCAUGCGCCACUGAUGAAUUGUUUGUCGCUCAAGUACGCUUGCAGCUGUUGAAGCAGAGAGCGGAUGAUGUCCGACAGCAGGAUGAGACAGAUUAUGCUCGUAUAGGAACAGCUCCUGCGGCCUCGGCUCCUCGCAUAUUAUAUCUGAAAACAUUACGAAGGCAGCUAUAUGAGUUAAAAUCUUCAUUCCGCGCAGAUCUCCAACAGAGCUCGUAUUCUAUCAGUCAAGACACGCCUCUAGAUUUAGCUGGACGAAGGGGCGAUGGCGGGAUCCUACUAGGAUUUGAACGUCUUGAUUGUCUAUGGCAGUCCGUCGAGAACAUCAAAUCGUGGCUGGACAGUUUCUACAAAAUCCCUUGCUCAAAACUCGUCGGGCAACCCUUUCACCUUUGGUCACAGAUGAUUCUUAGCAUCACACUCUUGAAAUAUCUUUCGACACUCAAAGACCCAGAAUGGGAUUGUCAAGCGGUGCGAAAUACAGUUCACUUAAUAUCGACGAUGGACUGUAUGCUUCAGAAGCUCGAUCUGGGCAGCAAGGAACCGGAACUUCAGUGCAAUGACCAUUUACUGAAAUUUUUAUCCAAGCUCUUAUCCAAAUGUCGGGUGUGGGCUGAAACUCGGUGGAACAUAUCUUCUCAGGUGCAAACCGGUGAUAUCAGGCCAUGUCAGAGUGACUCUCACAGUAGCCAUAUCCCGGAUCUAGAUCAGAUGGCCUGGAUGCAGUCUAUGGACUUAGGAAAUGAUCAGUGGUUUGAAGAUGUACUGGGUAUGUCCACGACAUUGUACUAG
Molecule: messenger RNA, 825 nt
Organism: Penicillium vulpinum
Lineage: Eukaryota; Fungi; Ascomycota; Eurotiomycetes; Eurotiales; Aspergillaceae
Exons: 2
Coding region: 1-825 (274 amino acids)
Source: RefSeq, a predicted model, not a curated record